This is a messenger RNA of Anguilla anguilla (European eel), 12390 nucleotides long. RefSeq names its product regulator of G-protein signaling 17-like. The transcript is spliced from 3 exons. Lineage: Eukaryota; Metazoa; Chordata; Actinopteri; Anguilliformes; Anguillidae. The coding region runs from base 3327 to 4331 and encodes 334 amino acids. The record is from RefSeq and is a predicted model, not a curated record.
CAACGCUGACAGCACGCCUGCGCAGUGCGUCUCCACUGGCUCGGUGCUGAAGUUGGGCGGAUGGAGGAAAAAGCACCGCUGAUGGAAAAGAAGCGGCGGCAUGCCAUUUUACUGUUAUGAAACAAAUGGAAACUCAAACACUUUUAAAUUAACCACAGUUUCAGAUUUUCUUCUAAAAUAAAAAAGGAUGUGAUGCCAGGAUCCCCUCCUGUAUAAUGGAUGGCCUGCCCAUUGACCAUUAAGUUCUGCUGAAAAUCAGGUGGAGACUACCACGCCCCUUUUCCUCAUCUGUCAUUGUUGCACCCAGUCAGGGAUGAUGGGAAAUGUACCCAGUGGAGACACCUCUGGUCUGCUGCUUUGUCUCUGUCCUUUGCAAGUCCAUUCCUUAGCACCAUGAUUUUCCUUCUUGACCCUUCCAGACAUACCUGCUAAUUUUUUGGUGAUGCAUCAGAUCAUCAACUGGUCCCAAGGUCCAUGGGAAACUUGGACUUGGGAAACUUCUUCCUUGAAGUCAGGGUCACAACAAUUCCAGUCAAGAUGACUUGGGAUGUGCACAAAUUUUCCACUUGGGUCCAACCGCAAGGGAAAUACGGAGGUAGAUACUUUUACUCAGAACAGCUGUCGAUGGGAAAUAAACCAGCUUGAUUUAGUUUGUGGAAGGCAGCAGGCCAACUCAGGCAGGUCUCCAGCAAGGUGCGAGUUGAGAGUUGCUGUGAAGUCUGGAAAUGUCCUUAAGGAGAUGCGUCUGGUUGGUAAGACAAUGCCUUAUCUCGGAGCGAAGUAGUCAAGUUUUUGAUGAGUUUUUUUGCUCACAAAGUCACUGAAGUGAUGGAAUCCCACGUGUGAUCACUAACGUGAUUGGUGUAUUAUUUUGGUGCAAAAACAUUUGAUUGGCUUGUAGUAUUGGAGCGGUCAAUAAAACCUGGACAGAUAAACCAUUGAUUACUGCUUUAAUGCUUAAGCAAGAAUGUUAAAUCAGACUCCCCAUUUCCUCAUAAAUUGGGUGUUCCUGCCCCAAGCUGCAGCUUUAAUUGAUCAAGCGGUGAGUUUAUUGCAGGGUCACAAGAGGAAGGGAACAGGCACUUAAUUAUGCCUUGGUUGACCAGAAAAAGUUAAUGGAGAAUGUGACUCAGCAGAGGGUCAGUCCUGUGGUCAAGGAGCCAGAGGCCCCAAACAUUCCUGUAUAUAGUAAUAUUUUUACACAUGCAUGGGGUUCUGAUGCACUGUGCUAUUAUAUAUAUAUAUAUAUAUAUAUAUAUAUAUAUACACAUACAGUAUAUAACAAUAUUUAACUCAAUGUGUAUAUCAGGGCUCAAUAUUAUCGGGUAAGCACUAGAUAUUAUAUAAAAAUGGAAAUACACCAGCCAAAUGGAAGAAGUUGUCCUAUUUUAUGACUCACAACAUUAAUAAACAUAAUGCUGUUCAUUUCUGUCAUCUUGUCAGCCUAAAGUUACAAUAGCAGAGCUGUUUGUCUUCCACCUAUUACAUCACACAUUACAGUAAUUUUCUGGUGUGACUUUAGCUGUUUCUGUCAGGAGUGAUCAAUUUGUUAAAUUUGUAGCCAUGCUAACAACAAUUUCAGCUUCAUUUAAUGAGAAACCUCUAGACUAGAAAUAUCUUUGGGAAUGUCAUUAUGUGGGGCUUACCCUUCAAAUUUUUCCCAACUUGCCUGAUUGGGCAAGUAGACUGAAGGUUUCUACAGUCCCACAUCGAUUGUUUGUUUUAAAAGCAUCUAGAAAUAAAUAAAUACAUAGCCAUGUGUACAGUAGCACUGUGUAUGCCUAUAAAUUCAUUAAAAAAUUUUACUUAGACACAUUAUUACCGCUUGCAUUUCCUCGUUUGUGUGUGUGUGUCUUCUCAUGGAUUAUUACCGCUUGCAUUUCCUCGUUUGUGUGUGUGUGUCUUCUCUGUGGCUUGUCACCUUGUCGUAGUGGAGAAGCUUGAGUGGUCCUGAGAUCCAGAGAGCGAUGCCGUCUGGAGCUAUGCUCCUGGUAGGGUCACCCAUGGCAGUAAGGUCGAGGUGGGAGGUCCCUGACAAAGAGCAAUCCAACCAAGACCUCAACGGUGGAACAGGUGGAGGAUGAUGGCUUACUUUAGGGGAGCAUCACAAAGGCUGGGAAGGCGGAUGAAGGCUGCAGCAGAAAAGGGCCCCCAGUCAUCUUGGACUCCAUACCACUGGAUCCUGACCCAGAUCUGUCAAGGACCGUGUGGUGGCUGUCCGUGCACCAGUCUCCCCACAUUAAACAAAGUCACGCACAGGCGUCCUCCAUAAAGGGAAUCCACCCUAACAUCCCGGAUUAGGUCCUAUGGCAACCAGCAAGUGGCGACGGGGGCAGGAUUGUGAGAUCUGGAAGCCCCUAGUCAUGAGCCGGCACAUUAGGCGGUGGGUGCUAGAUUCAGUCGCUAGGCUCUUGGAACGAGGCAGAAAGAGCCCUUUGGCAGCUGCACCCACAACUGAGCAGCCCUCUUUAGGAUCCACUCUGCUUACCCCACCUGGGGAAGGGGCUAGUAAAGGUGCCCUAAAAAUAGCCUGCCUCAAAACUCCCGACUGGAUUACCGCUUCCAGAGGGACCACCACAUGCGGUCGAAAACACAGAAUUAUGAACUUUGGAGCCUGGCAUGUGCGCACGCUGAUGGAUAGUGCAACCAGUAACAAACCGGAGAGGAGAACCGCAAUCAUUGCUAGAGAACUGAGAAGAUGCCGGAUUGACCUAGCUGCCCUUUCUGUAACCCGACCAGCAGACGAAGGACAACUGAAGGAGGAGAAGGGUGGCUGCACUUUCUUCUGGAAAGGAAAAACUGCUGAUGAGCCCAGGAUCCAUGGUGUUGGAUUUGCCACCAGGAACCAGCUCAUCAGUCACCUCUCUGAACUUCCUGUGGGGAUCAGUGAACCAGAGAUCAGGGGACCAGAGAUUGUCUGGUGCUUGCUAACAACCAGAUGGCAACAGUUCUGAGUGCCUAUGCCCCUACUUUAGACUCUGAAGAGGAAAUAAGAGACCUUCUAUGCCUGCUUAAUUGCGACAUUGCCAAGAAUCCCCAGGGAGGAUAAGAUUAUUCUCCUAGGAGACUUCAACGCCCGGGUUGGCUGGGACCAACACCUCUGGAAGGGCACUAUAGGAAAGGAAGGCAUCGGGAACAUCAACAACAAUGGAGUUCUGCUUCUCAGCAAAUGUGCUCAGUACAACCUCAUCAUCACUAACACACUUUUUCGCCAGAAAAACAAACUUAAGGAAUCUUGGAGACACCCCCGCUCCAAACACUGACAUCUCAUUGACUAUGUCAUUGUACGAGCCAGGGACCACCGUGACGUGAACAUCACAAGGGCCAUGAUCGAUGCAGAUGACUGCUGGACAGAUCAUCGCCUCAUUCACUCUACGAUGUCCAUCAAACUCAAGAGGAAGAGGAGAGUUCAAAAGAAGCAGAUUCGGCCAAGACUGAACCUUGAAAGUCUGGAUGAAACUGCCAUCCAGCAGGCCUCUCUUGCGGAAAGCCUCCAACAUGAAUACCCUGAUGACAUCGGAGCGCACUGGAGCCUGCUCAAAUCCACCACCCUUGAUACCUGUGAAACCACCCUUGGGUACAUGUCCAGAAAACACCAGGAUUGGUUUGAUGAGAACGACACAGAGAUAGAACAGCUCAUCUCCAAGAAAAGGAAAGCCUUUCGGGCCUGGAAAAAUGAUGUAACCUGCAAUGCCAAAAGAGUGGCUUACUCCAAAGCCAAGGUGGACAUCCAGUGCCAGGUAAGGGAACGUAAGAACUCUUGGUGGACAGAAAAGGCUCUGGAAAUCCAGACAUUGGCGGACUCGGGUAACACCAGAAGCUUUUUCAGCGCUACUAAGGCCGUCUAUGGUCCAAGCUACCGCGGCUUAAACCCCCUGCGCUCAAAGGACAAGCAGGAGCUGCUGAAGGACAACGAGUCCAUUAACGCCCGAUGGAAGGAGCACUGCCAGGAACUCCUCAACUGUGACAGCACAACUGAACCAGACAUUACCGGCAGCCACAUCCCCCAGAGUCACAUCAGAGAAGACAUGGGGGAACCUCCUACCAUGACAGAGGUGCAAGUUGUUAUCAGGAGCCUUAAGAACAACAAGGCCGCCGGUCCAGAUGGGAUCCCAGCUGAGAUCUUGAAGGAAGGUGGACCAGAGCUCCUGUACCACAUCCACACCCUACUCCUCAAGGUCUGGGAAAAAGAAGAACUUCCCUCAGAGCUCAGAGAUGUUCUGAUAGUGACCAUAUUCAACAAAGGGGACAAGGCUGAAUGUGGAAACUACAGGGGCAUAUCGCUCCUGUCAACAACAGGCAAAAUCCUUGCUCAUGUCCUCGCAAACUGACUGCUACCACUGUCUGAGGAAGUACUCCCAGAUUUCACAGUGUGGCUUCCGUCCAUCCAGAGGUACAGCAGACAUGAUAUUCACAGCACGCCAACUCCAGGAAAAAUGCCGUGAACAAAGGCAGCCUUUAUACAUGGCCUUCAUAGACCUGACAAAAGUGUUUGACACGUAGACCGCCAGGCUCUGUGGAGCAUACUAUCAAGGCACGGCUGCCAUGAUAAGUACAUCAGAAUAUUGAGGCUUCUACAUGAUGGCAUGUCAGUCACAGUGCUCAGCAACAGCGGCUCUGAGUCCGAGCCCUUCACUGUGGAAGUGCGGGUCAAACAGGGAUGCAUCAUCGCACCCACGCUGUUUGCCAUCUUUUCUGUCUGCCAUACUCUGCCUCAUUAGCGAAGAGCUGCCACAGGGUAUCCCAAUCCUGUAUAGAACUGAUGGCAGGCUCUUCAACCUUAAUAGCUUCAAGGCUAAGAGCAAAACAAGCAGUGCCACCAUCAUGGAGCUUCAGUACGCGGACGACAACGCCACUGCAGCACACUCUGCAGAAGACCUCCAGGUCAUCCUGAAUGCCUUUGCCAAGGCAUACAGAGCCCUGGGCCUAGCCUUAAACAUCAAGAAGACCCAGGUCCUACAUCAACCUCCACCCAACCAGCCAUCUACCCAGCCCACCAUGAAGGUGGACAAAACCACUCUUGAAAAUGUUGGUCACUUCCCCUACCUUGGCAGCCUUCUUUCCUCAAAAGCUGAUAUCGACUCUGAGGUCAACCAUCGCCUGAGUUGUGCCAGUGGAGCUUACACCAGACUCAGGAAAACAGUCUUUGAAGACUGAGACCUAAAGGCUCAAACAAAACUCCGGGUUUACAGAGCCGUUGUCCUCCCCACCCUGCUGUAUGGAGCCGAGUCAUGGACCGCCUACAGCAGGCACCUGAGAGCCCUGGAACAACACCACCAAAGAUCCUUACGAAAGAUUCUGAGGAUCAGCUGGGAGGACAGAUGCACCAACAUCAGCGUACUGGAGGAAGCCAACAUGACCAGCAUCACCACCACAAUAAUGCAGCACCAACUCCAAUGGACAGGCUGUGUCAUCCGCGUGUCCAACACACGUCUCCCCAAACAGAUCCUGUACUCCCAGCUGAAGGAAGGUCAGCGAGCCCCCGGCGGGCAAUAGAAAUGUUUCAAGGACAAUAUCAAGACCAGUCUGAAGAAAUUCCAUAUCACAACGAGCAACUGGGAGCACGUUGCACUGGACAGGCGCUCCUGGAAGAAAUCCAUGCAGGAAGGAGCUGCACGCCAUGAAAUGGAACUCUGCCGUGCUGCAGAGACAAAGCGACAGCACUGCAAGGAGAGAGAGAGUAAGGCUAAACCACAACUUUUCCCUGCCCACACUGCACCAAAGUAUGUGGAUCGCGGAUCGGCCUCCACAGCCAUCUGAAGACCCACAAGUAGACGACCCAAUGGAGAGGUCAUACUCGCCUCGAGUGACUGCUGAUGAUGAUGGGUGUUGUGUGUGUCUGUGUUACUCAGAAAUGUGACUGAAUGAUUUUGAGAGGUUUACAUCCUCUUUGCCCUGUGCCCUGUGUGUCAUCAAACUUCUGAAUAGCAGGCCCCUCUAAGUACAUAUACAUUCAUUAAGUAAGAAUGGCGAAGUAGCUAGUCUACUGACAAUCUGUUUUGAUUCUUUUCAUUGAACUGAAAGCUUGUUCUUUGGCUGCAGUGGACAUAUGAAGGACCGACACAGCCUCAAUGACCAUCAGUUCUUGUACUGCUCUCUGCGAUCAGGAUCCACCAAGAAUCAGUUGAUGCCUUUCUUUGCUGCAACUGUGGUAGGAAUUUAAUCAGCACUUUUUCAGAUGGCCAUUCCAUAAUUCUGGCUCUCUCUUCCUACCACCAACUUCUAAGACAGUACAAUGAUCAGUCACACACUUAACCCCUUUGCGCAAGAACCCUAGUGGCCAGCAUCCUGAGAUUGCUCAACUCAGACAUUCGAUGAUCUUGCAACCAAACUGUGAAUGGAAACCACAAACUGUGUUCAAGCUCUAUUAGUAGAAGAUACAUGACAAUUACACCAACUACAUGGUUUCUAAGUGCCACUAUUAUCAUGUCCAUUUAACAAGCAUACUAAACUGUAUAAGAACUAGAAGGGAAAAAUGGUCAUGUGGUUCAAUUCAAAUCUGUUCAGUUCGAUACUUCCGCGAGGCAUCACUGCAAGAUGGUGCCACGGCCCGGAAAUAGGAUUAUAUGAUGAAGCUGCCAUGUAUUUCCUAUGAGAGUUGUAGCAAUUCAACGAACUUGCUCCGGUGCGAAUUAGACUCCAUAACCUCACAUUGAGGUAGUCAAUAGAAGCAGGCAAUAACAUUAUACAUUUUUCCUGGAGCGGAAACUUUUUUUGGCUGAACAGAACAGAGAAAUGACUAAAUAUCAUUAUUCCGAUUGCGUUGACUAUUCCAAUUAGCUAGCUUUGUUAGUCAAUGCAAUGUUGUAUUGUUAAAUUAGCGGUUUAUUAUAAAUAAAUGCUAGCUGCAAAUUCCUCGGCAGCCAUUACACUGUGCAAAAGAGACAAGCUGAUCACGUUCACGUGUCAUGUCACGUUGGCCAAUCUAUGGAAUUUACUAUGGGCCGUGAUAAAAGCGCUGUUUUAAGAAGGAAGUUUCCCUUCUAGUUCUUAUGUAGUUCAUUGAUCGCCUCCCUGCAGACUCAUCUGCAACUAUACCCCCAAGCAUUACAAACUGGACAUUACAUUACAUUUAUUUGGCAGACACUUUUAUCCAAAGCGACGUACAUGUGCAUAGCUAAGGCUAUUGGAACAACUAUAAAACACAGGUCCGAUAAGGUACAAGACUCAUUUUUUACAGUUAUUCAUAGCCAUGAACACAUUACGCUAAUAUCUCUCACGUCAUUACUGGUAAGUUUUAAAUGAUCUAGUUAACCAGCUAGCUAACUAUAUAAAUAAAUAAGACUUAACAGCUGCAGCCAUGUGUAUGUUCUUUAAACAACAUCCCUGUAAGUUAGCUAACUAGUGUUGGGAAUCUUCUCCCAUGUGGAACCAAGUUGAGAAGGGUGAAGUAACACACUGAGGACCACUUUCUAAUGAAAAGAUUUGAAUACGAUGCACAAAGGGAGACUCGCCACAGUGCCACAACAAGCGUUCCGUAGGAAUCGCAACGAGACAGUCACAAGUGAGGGUUUAAGUAUACUGUUGAGAGGUGUGGUUGUUGCCAUGCGUAAACGUUCCCAGGAAGGAAUACACAUUCCAACAGACUUCCCGGAGUCACCCAAACAGCCUGCUGCCGGUGACACCCCUUUGAUCUGUGGCUAUUGUAUAUCCUUACAAACAGUGAUUGCCAUUUGCCUCUAACAAUGGGAAGCAGUUACAGAGUGUGAGGUUGGGAAGUCACAGAGUGUGAGUGUGUGUGAGUGUGGAAAUGUGUGUUCAAAUGAGGUUAAGACCCUGGGAGGAACUGAAUUGUAUCAUUCCCCCAUUUUGUAUUGGUGGUGGGGUAGCAUCCCAACCACCACUAAUUAAACUUUGAUCCUUACACCAUUUGCUAGGGAAUUGGUCAGAUUACAGUCAGUUAGAUCAUAAUGCACUUUGUUACUUAAAUUACACAAUUUACAAUACAUAGAACAACUAAAACAAAGGUAAUAAUGCUGAGUCCCCAGUUACCCUGGGAUAUUACCACGCAAAGCCACCCUGAAGGGACACUAAUUACUACCUUUUAGCCAUUGAGUCACAGUUAUUGCCUUUUAGCUGCAGUGUGAUAUUAGGGUUCAACACCCAGCUAUCAAGUGCUGGAACAGAGGUGUUAGUGGUGACAUCAGGAGUGACUAGAAUAGAGCUGAUAGUGGUAGGAGUGUCAGUUGGAUUAGUGCAGUAGGAGGUGUUAGGCAUUGCACAAAGCUUUUUGGCCACAGUACAAAUGUCCAAACCCGACCCACACCAAGUGGUAGCAUUGGUUCUCACUGCUAUUGCUCCAGGCGAUUCCGGCAAUCACACAUGACCAUUGCAUGGGAAAGUGAGCGGGUGUAUAGGCUGUGCCUUCAGUAUAGGUUUCUGCCCUCCUCGAAUUGGCACCCCAUCCCAAAUGGUCUCACCCUCGUGCAGACACCGACUACUGACAGGGACCCCUCCCCGGCCGUUACCCAGGGAGCCGGCACUGCUGACCACCCUCAACCUGGUACAUGUGACGCGAGCAGGUCACCUCGUCAAAGCUGCCACCUCCAUGCGGAAUGCCAUGCCAGUUCUAUACUAUUUUCAAGCAAAUGCUGGAGAAAAACAGUGAUUACCUCCCUAGUAUCAUGCAUCGCAAAAGUAAUAAUGAGAGUAGUUUGGUUAGAAAGUAGUCCUCCUUUUGUCACCAAUAUUGUGCCUGUUGCUAACAAGUAUCAGCCCAAUCUCAAUUAUUGAUUUUAUAACCAAAAAAUGGCAUUCGCUGUGGACCCAGUGGCUCCCUCCCAUCAAUGAAUGUAAUAUCCCUGUUUCCUAAUUGUAACUAAUAUAUAUAUAUAAUUUUGUUACAAAAAUAGCCUAACCUGAGCAGUUUUACACAUGAUUAACGAUUAUGGGAGAGUGUAUGAUUGAUACAGCUACUAGGGCAGGCAGAGGUUCUCUUUCAGAUAACAAUAAAAAUUUAGGUCCACUAUUCAAUUUAGGGCAUGUGCCAGGCUUCUCUGGAGGGCUGCAUGUGCCUCAUCAUUUAGCUGAAGGGCAUAUCCGUAUAUGGCCUUCCGAGUGGGACAACCAUCUUCCUCCAGUCCUGCAGCAGUUUUAUCCUAAAUAAUGUGAAACUUUUCCAAUACUUUAAUUGCCUCCUCUCACCCUAUUCCUGUAUCAACCCACACUCUCAGACUAUAUACAACAUUAUAAUACAAUGACAAAAAUGUUCAACAUUACAACAUAAUGACAAAAAUAAUAGCUGUGAGGCCAUCCCAGGUCCAACUGCAGCCUGCAGGGUUGGUGCACAUCCCUGUACUGUGGAAAUGGGUGUCUAAAUGGAGACACGCAGAGAGAGAUAGCCCCCAGGGGCUAGAAGUAUAGAUGGGGAUUAUUGUGCCCCAUGUUGGGUCUCACCCUUGUAUUUUCUUUAUUAUUUUAUGCGGAACCAUACCGCAGUUGGUAGCAGCUGAUGGAAUCGUGAGCAUGUGUGGUCCGGACCAAAUUUGGAUAAAAUGUCUCCUGAUAUGUUUUCAGCAGGAUCUGGUCUAGAUUCAACCGGCCAUGUUUCCUCUAUGUCCUCAGCCAGGUCAGGUCCAGUUUUGCAAUCCUGUGAAAACACACUUAGGACAAAAGUCUGCAAUAUUCAACAAAAUGGUCAGCCAUACAUGUUAUUCACUGUUACCCAUACACAAAUCACCGAGUCCUCAUGGUUCGACCUGUAAGAAUUUCAAAGGUGAAAGUAAAUGUUAAUUACUCGGUCCUGCUUUCACGGAGAGGAGCACCGCUGGUGGCUGCGUCACCCAGUCUGAUCCUAAAAUGAAGAACAAUUUCUUAGUUUUUUUCACCACUCCCCCAUUUUGUAUUGGGGGCUCCUGCGCUAGUCAGGAGUCUCCUAUUCACUCACAAGCUCAAAUGUCAGAAGUCAUUUUAAAGUCCUUAUGCUUACAUCCUCAAUUCUCCAUAUACGAGUACUUUUAAACACGUUUCUCCCCCUUCCCUACUUGCAAUUUCCCUGUAAAUCUCACUGGCUUUCCAGUGCCUAGCUUCCUCCCGUGUUUGAGCAAGAUCCUCAGCGUCUCCCACAGUACUGCAGUAAAGGCAGUAUACUACCUUGCAUCAAAACCCUUCUCUUCUGUUCAAUACUUCCGUCUUUUACUUCCAUCUUUCGCACAUAUUCAAACCCUUGAAUGCGACAUACUAUUUCCUCCAUCUCUGGCGUCUCACACAGCCUCAGUUGCCCUCGGUAACCCCACAGAUCACCCCACAGGUACAUUUGCGGUAUAACUAAAUAAUUGGAAACCUGCAGUGUAUAUUUUAUUAUGCCAUUUGAUUAAACGUGCAGCGCAUGCCAAUAGGUCACUGCAGUCUCUCAGAGCAUAGCCAAUUUCUCCAGCUUUGUUUCUGCCACAUCACUAUUGUGCUUUCGUAGCACAACACAACACACAUAGCUGCUUCUUUCUUUUUUUCCCUGCAAUUAUUGCAGCUGCUCCACCACUUACUCAUAGCCUGAGCUAAGGUUAAAUCAGUUUGUGCUUACAAAGGGAAAGGCGGAUUAGCCUUAAUUACACCACUAUAUCUAGGUACAAUCGCUUCCAUAGCAGCUUUUCUAAUCUCUUUGCUUAACAUCUGUAGAUUAUCCAUUAUGAACAACAUGCAGCUAUUACAAAGGUAUAAAAUACUCGUCUGUAGCUACAUCUAGCACUCUAUCAUAUUAAAGGGAAAAAAUAGGAGACAUUCCUAUGUGUGUUACUAUUUUAUCAUUAAUUCUUUUUAACCUUACUCCAUUCUUUCAGGCUUAUAUAGUGUCCGCAGUCCUUAGGCUAUUAGACCGUAACCUCAAUCAGUUUAUGAUACUAUUUACGAUAAUUCUCUUAUGUUCUGUAUAUGAUAUAUCGUGCACACAGUAUAUAACAACUAAAUCACAUAGGCCUAACACAACAAUACGUUAUUCUGCAGACAUUCAAGCACUUCACCGCACGCACAUAACAUUUCCAAACACAAGACACAAAUUGAGCUCAGCCCAUAGCAAACAGGCCUAGAGCAACAAUACCACAUUUUCUGCAGACAUUCACGCACUUCAACUAACGCACAUAAAGUUUGCAGACACAAGACACAAAUUGAGCUCAGAACAAGCAAACCGAGCACUUUCUCACGAAUUCACUCACAUUGGCGAACAAUCAAGGUUCUCUUAUUGCACACACUUUGGCACACAGCCCAGUUUUUCACAACUCACAGACUAGUUACUAAAACAAUCUUCCUUUUCACAAAACAUGCCCGAAACGUACGUUCAACAACUAUGUGGCGCAAAACAUGAAGCCUAAUGUUAUCUUCUUUGUGGAGUUUGAAAGCAGAGGGAAGAUAGCCAAGAUUCUUGCUUACUCAUUUUACCAAACUAACGUCACUUUUAAGUAGUUAAAUUACGUUAUACACUCACAUUCUUGGUUAUGCAAACAUGACAAGUAUACAGUAAAAUGUCCAAUGUUAAUUCAACAAUAACAGUGUUAAUUCAAUUCUAACAGAUAACAUUUGGUCCUCAUUGGGAAUUAACACUGGACAUUAUACUGUGUACCUUACACCUUUCCAACUUGUCAAUCACUAUACUGCUGUAAAAUCACAAAAAACUGGAAACAGUCAAGCUAUCUUCAUUUUUGCAUAGGUUAUAUUAAUAUGGAUGUUGUCAUUUACUGAGUAAAUGUGAAAAGCAGUAUACUUCUGACACAAAACAACACCAUAAGUAUGUUUUGAUAUGAUCUGCAGACAGUUGCAUUAACUGUGUUUUCUUAUUAAAAGUAAUGUUAAAACUGUUGAUAUUAUUGUCCUGGUUUGUUGCACCGUAUUUUUUAUUGAGGGUUCUCUCAAAUGUAGCUUAUUUAAAGUUGUCGGUCUGUUGACGUUAUGUCAAUGGUCCAAUCUGUUGUUGAAGGUGCACAGCAAUAUUAAACAAUAAAGUGUGUCAUGUCAUAGCUGUUACUAUAUUGUGUAUUACAGCGUGGACUGCUGUAUUGACGAAUCACCAUGAAAUACCAGACCUAUCAGUUUUGUACGUUUUUUAAAGGUAUCAACAGUAGCCAGCUGUAAUGGAGGGGGGGUGUCGGAGAACCAGAAGCGACUAAUACAGGGGAACGAAAAGCUAACGCUACAGGAAGCGUUAACCACAAAGUCCCGAAGGACAAAGGAAAGGGAACACCAGAAACUAAAACACAAAAUAAGAUCCUUAGGAGAGCAACUCCCGCACACACAGGAUCAUAAACCAAAAGAAAACGCGGAGUAAAAAACGACUCUGAAGGACAACCUUGUCCAGCCGUAAAACUGGCUCGAGAAACCAAAAACUACCUGUGAAAACCAGGGCAAAAAAGAAAGGGACCAGUGGUACAGAGGCGAAGCUCUGGUACCAAACCCAAAACUGGU